Messenger RNA from Ceratotherium simum simum (southern white rhinoceros), 938 nucleotides. The record is from RefSeq and is a predicted model, not a curated record. NCBI's taxonomy places the organism in Eukaryota, Metazoa, Chordata, Mammalia, Perissodactyla, Rhinocerotidae.
CCCUAGACCUCUCCAGUCCAGUCGGCACCUAGAGACCACGGAGGAGAUGUCUGCUCCCAUGGGAGGCCCUGCCCUGCUGUGGAUAACUUUUCUGCUCUUCUCUCUGGAUGGUAUGUCAGCAGGCACCCGGAAAUCUACGGUGUCCUUGAAUCCCCCAUGGAAUAGAAUACUUCUAGGAGAGUCUGUGACUCUUAUAUGUAAUAAGGAUGAGCCCGUUGAAGGCAACUCCACUGAGUGGAUCUACAACAACACAACUUUAAAUGUGACAACUAUGAGUUUGGACAUCGUGAAUGCCAAAUCCCAGAAUACUGGGGAAUAUAGAUGUCGGAACAAAAAAUUUAGCCUGAGUGAACCUGUCUACCUAGAAGUUUCCAGCGAUUGGCUGCUUCUUCAGGCCUCUGCUCAGUUGCUGAUAGAGGGUAAGUCCCUCCUUAUCAAGUGCCAUAGCUGGAAGAAUUGGGAAGUCUACAAGGUGAUCUACUACAAGGAUGGCAAACCCCUCAAGUACUGGUAUGAGAACCACAACAUCUCCAUUGCCAAUGUCACAACAGAAGACAGUGGCUCCUAUUACUGCGAGGGCGCUUUUUACCGUAAGCCGGGAAGCAUACGCUAUACCUCUGAUCCCUUCAACAUUACUGUAAAAAGAGAUCCCCAAAGCAAAUACUACCGGCUACAAUUUCUUUUGCCGUUGUUGGUGGCGAUUCUCUUUGUUGUGGACACAGGACUGUUUAUCUCAACCCAGCAGCAGUUAACAUUUCUCUUGAAGGUUAAGAAGACCAGGAAAGGCCGCAAACUUAUGGACCCACAUCCUAAGCCAGACCCCAGAAAGAACUGAUGCACUGCUCAAGAAACAUUUGCAACAGCAAUUUCUGACUAGCAUCAGCAAUUGCUUCUCCAUUGUCAAACACAACUCACAAUGUACAUGGAAAGGUCUAUGC